AUGAGUGAAACAAAAUCAAAAGAGAGCCAUCAAAAAUAGAAUUUAAUAAUGAUAGGAGGAUAAUAUGCUUUAAAAAGUUGUAUAUAUAGAGGAAGAGUUCAUAAUCUGUAUUUAGGUAAGUAUAUUUGAUAUAUGUUGUAAGCGAUAAACAAAUAACAUUCAGGAAAUUACUUUAUAGUGCGAUUAGUAAUGUAAAUAAGUGUUUAAAUUUAUUGUUAGUUCAUUUACUUGAUAGGCUAACACAAACUUAGACAGCAUCUAAGAAGAAGAGAAGCUGUUGAAGAAAUGGAAUAUUAGUAUAAAAAGUAAAUUAUGAAUUUAAGUGACAUUCAUGCCAACAGUAUUAGCUUCAGGAGAUAUUCGACUAUAAAAUACAAACUAUUAUUAUUAAGUAUUUGACAAAUAUGGACCAAGUUUGAAAUUAUGUUUUUAAUUUGCAAAUAAGAAUUUUACACUAGGAACAAUAUGUAUGAUAGGAAUAUAGAUGGUAUAUAUUAUAUUAUAUAUGAGUAGUUAAAUAUAUUGGAGAAAAUGCAUAGUCAAUUUAUUGUACAUCGUAAUUUGAAGCCUAAGAAAAUAUUGACAAUACCUGGAAAAAAUGAAUUUGUUUUAAUUGAUUUCUAACAAUGUGUUAAAUUCAAACAUAAAAAUGGAAAAUACAUAGGUUUAGGAUCUAAAUUCUCUAGUUAAACUAAAUUAACUAAAUUUUCAAGUUUAAAUCAGCAUUUAGGAUUGAGUAUUUUGAAGUGUUGAUUAUGUUUUAAGCUGCUUCACCAAAAGAUGACUUAGAAUCUUUAGGAUUUAUUCUAAUGUACUUUUUAAAGAAUGGAGACAUGUUCAAAAUUAAGGAAACCGGAUCUAAAACUAAACAAAUGGAAGAAUAAAAGUUGCGUAUGAUUCCAGAAAAGUUUUGUAAAGAUAUGCCUAUAGAAUUUCUAUAAUAUUUUUAAUUUAUUAGAUUGACUAAUGUAUAACAAUAUCCAUUAAGUGAUUAUGAAUUCUUAAAAAAGUUAUUUAGAAAUAUAUUUCAAUAACUUAAUAUAAAUGAAAAAGAAUUUCAAUAUGAUUGGGUAUAAAUAUUAUAGUAAUUAUUAGUUGAAGAAAAUGAAUUUAUAAUCCUAAAAUUAAUAAUAACCAAAAGAUGAUGGAUAAACAAAAAUUGUGAUUCAUGAACCCUAAAAUUUAGAAGGAAUCUAAGAAGUAUAAACAGAAUUAGAAAGAUCUUCAUUUAAAAGAGACCAUCAUCGUUAAUCAUCAUCAUUAUCAUUAUGUAUAAAUGAUGAAGAUGAUUAGUAAUUUGAGAGUGUUAGUAACAAAAUGUUACACUUACCAAAUAUGUAUGAUGUGAUUAAACUAAAACAUUGA
Molecule: messenger RNA, 1365 nt
Organism: Paramecium pentaurelia
Lineage: Eukaryota; Ciliophora; Oligohymenophorea; Peniculida; Parameciidae
Source: the annotation of a GenBank genome assembly